AUGCCCCAGAACGCAAAAAAUUACACAGACCCUGAGCUCCGCGAACAGGUCAAGAAUGAAGUCCAGCAAGGAGACAAAGGCGGGAAACCAGGUCAAUGGUCUGCGCGAAAGGCCCAAAUGACCGCCUCUGAAUACAAAGCACGCGGCGGGGACUACACGACCUCCAAAGACGAGAAGAAGUCUGAGCAGAAACAUCUCGAUAAAUGGACCAACGAAGAAUGGCAAACGAAAGAGGGCUCUGGCACAGCGAAGCAGGAUGACGGGACGCGGAAGAGGUAUUUGCCGAAGAAGGCGUGGGAAGAGCUAGAUGAAAGGGAGAAAAAGGCGACGGAACAGAAAAAGCUGGAAGGGUCAAAGGCAGGAAAGCAGUUUGUAGCGAAUACUGGAGAGGCGAAGAGGAAGAGGGGAGAGGUAAGCAGGGAAGGAGAGAAGAAAGGGAGCAGGAACGGGGGUAAGGAUAAGAAAGGGGGUCAGGUAGAUAGGAAGAAAGAGAAAGAAGGGAAGAUGAAGCAGGAGCCGGAGGAGAAUGGGGAGAAUGGGGAGAAUGAGGAAGAAGAGGUUGAGAAUACGGAGAACGACGAAGAUUAUGAGAGAGAUGGGGAAGACUUAGAUGGCGAGAAUGAAGAGAGCGGAGACAACAGCGGUAGUGAAGACGAGGACGAGGAACAGAAUCAGCAGGCCGAUGAAAAGGAGACUGAGACGGAUACUCCAGAAGGCGAGCAACCAGAGAAAAAGAGACAGAAGCAGGACUAG
Aspergillus nidulans FGSC A4 is the source of this 753-nucleotide messenger RNA. RefSeq lists its product as uncharacterized. The record is from RefSeq and is a predicted model, not a curated record. The transcript is spliced from 2 exons. Bases 1 to 753 code for a protein of 250 amino acids. Lineage: Eukaryota; Fungi; Ascomycota; Eurotiomycetes; Eurotiales; Aspergillaceae.